AAAGGGCGGAUGAUUCACAGCGUGCGCACACACGCACUCACACUCAGCAGAGUAGUUGCUUCUAGCGAGACACUCGGCGAUCACUGCUCUCAGCUUCUGUCUCUGCUCUGACUGGAAGUUUACCCAGGCGCUCCAAACCAGCCACCCUAUCCCAUGUCUCAACCCGGCGGAGCACCGUAUCCAGUUCCUCCUGGAUAUGGAGAUCCCAGUCAAGCCCCUGCACCGGGCUUCAACAUGGGCUAUUCAGGACAGCCUGCGGUCAUGUACCAGCCAGCACCCACAGGGCCAGCUCCAGGCCCUGAAUACGGUGGCCCACCAGGGGGGAUUUCACCAGCUCCUGGAGGUCCAGCAGUCCCCGUUGGUGUCCCACCUGGACUUGAGUACCUCACACAGAUUGACCAGAUCCUGAUCCAUCAGAAAGUCGAACUCCUGGAAGCAUUCAUCGGUUUUGAGACAAACAACCAGUAUGAAAUCAAAAACAGUCUGGGUCAAAAGAUCUACAAGGCCAAAGAGAAGAAUGACUGCUGCACCAGGAACUGUUGCGGCUCUCUGCGCAGCUUCGACAUGAAAAUAAAGGACAACAUGGACAGGGAGGUUAUCCGUCUCAUCAGGCCUUUCCGCUGUGUCUCCUGCUGGUGUCCCUGCUGCUUGCAAGAGAUGGAGGUCCAGGCUCCACCUGGGACCACCAUAGGGUACGUCAAACAGGACUGGCACCCUUUCCUGCCAAAGUUUUCCAUCCAGGGAGCAAACAAGGAGACACUCAUGAGACUGGAGGGGCCCUGCUUUGCCUGCAACUGCUGUGGAGAUGUCAACUUUGAGCUGAAGGGGAAAGAUGGUGGCACACCCAUUGGUCGCAUCAGCAAGCAGUGGAGCGGCCUUUUGAAGGAAGUCUUCACUGACACAGAUAAUUUUGGCAUCCAGUUCCCGCUGGACUUGGACGUGAAGAUGAAAGCUGUGCUGAUGGGCGCCUGCUUCCUCAUCGAUUUCAUGUUCUUUGAGAAAGUCGGAGAGGCCAACCAGCGCAGCAGUGUGUUUUCAUAACAGAGGAAAGGGGAACCGUGGGGGGGCGGCCUAUGAUGGUGUUUUCCUGUUAUGUAACAUUUGUAAUUGUUUUGUUCAUUUGUUACCAGUCCCAUAAUCCAUUUAUAUACACAUACAACUCAUUGUGAGUGAAUAAACUCUUGAUUAGAUUUAAAA
Pundamilia nyererei is the source of this 1197-nucleotide messenger RNA. Its product is annotated as phospholipid scramblase 1-like. Gene Ontology annotation, biological process: plasma membrane phospholipid scrambling. Lineage: Eukaryota; Metazoa; Chordata; Actinopteri; Cichliformes; Cichlidae. Gene Ontology annotation, cellular component: plasma membrane. The record is from RefSeq and is a predicted model, not a curated record. The transcript is spliced from 7 exons. Gene Ontology annotation, molecular function: phospholipid scramblase activity. Bases 154 to 1041 code for a protein of 295 amino acids.